AAUCAGAGCGCGCCGCACAAGGGUGGGGGCCAGCGGCGCACGAGGCCGGCGGCGGGGUCGGUGCCGUUGACGUUGAGGGUUCCCGCCACUGCUACUGGCGGAUUUGCGGGGCAAAAUUUCUCGCUGGCUCGCCUUCUUUUCCCUCCCGCACUUUGGUGGGGAGGGGGUGGAUCCUCGUGUCGGUCCCCAAGUUCACGAUGACCCGAGAGAACUCGAGGAAGUUGUCGCCGCGGCCAUUUCUCCCAGUGCCUCAACGUGCUGGCCUCGAAGGGGGAGGAGCGCCGAAGCCAUGACUGCGACGCAAACAUCAAAUCAGAUGCAAACAGAUUCAUUAUCUCCAUCCUCUAAUCCUGUGUCACCUGUGCCUUUGAAUAACCCAACAAGCGCCCCAAGAUAUGGAACAGUGAUCCCUAAUCGCAUCUUUGUAGGAGGAAUUGACUUUAAGACAAAUGAAAGUGAUUUAAGAAAAUUUUUUUCCCAGUAUGGGUCUGUGAAAGAAGUGAAGAUUGUAAAUGACAGAGCUGGAGUAUCCAAAGGGUAUGGUUUCAUCACAUUUGAAACACAAGAAGAUGCACAAAAAAUUUUACAAGAGGCUGAAAAACUUAAUUAUAAGGAUAAGAAGCUGAAUAUUGGUCCAGCAAUAAGAAAACAACAAGUAGGGAUCUCUCGUUCUAGUAUAAUGCCAGCAGCUGGAACAAUGUAUCUAACAACUUCAACUGGAUAUCCUUAUACUUAUCAUAAUGGUGUUGCUUAUUUUCAUACUCCAGAGGUAACUUCUGUCCCACCACCUUGGCCUUCACGUUCUAUAUCUAGCUCCCCUGUGAUGGUAGCUCAGCCCAUUUAUCAGCAACCUGCAUAUCACUACCAGGCCACUACACAGUAUUUACCAGGACAGUGGCAGUGGAGUGUUCCUCAGUCUCCUGCCUCUUCUGCUCCAUUCUUAUACUUACAACCUUCUGAGGUUAUUUAUCAACCAGUGGAAAUUGCACAGGACGGUGGAUGUGUUCCUCCUCCACUGUCUCUGAUGGAAACUUCAGUUCCAGAGUCUUAUUCUGAUCAUGGAGUUCAAGCAACAUAUCACCAGGUUUAUGCUCCAAGUGCCAUCACUAUACCUGCGCCUGUGAUGCAGCCUGAACCAAUUAAAACAGUGUGGAGCAUUCAUUAUUAAGACAAUUGGGCAGCUCUAGUCCAGCUCAACUGAUUUCUUGUCCAGUGAUCCGUGUGUGGCCGAGAUCCAGCUUCAACAGAACAGCUAGAAGCUGCCCGUUGUGAAACUUAGGGUUAGUUAAUACCUCACCAUACUCAGUUAUUCCAAUAUAAGCUGUCUAAAUUUGAUAAAAUUUGCUUUUUCAGCUGUUCUACAAAAUUAUUUAGGUAGAUGUGGCAUGUUGAUUUUUUAUGUGCUAAUCUAACUGUAAUGACCUUUUCUACAACAUGUUUUAUCCAUUCCAUAAAUAAUAACCACAUUGGGAAUAGUGAGGUGUCUUUUAUUUUCUCUGCUUUGGGUUAUUUUUCCUUACCAAACUAUUAGACGUUACGUUUCACAUUAUUUGAUAUUUAUUUUCAUAUUUAGGAUAAGAAUCACUUUUAAUUAUAAUACUUUUAAUACUUUCAUAUAUUUUACAACAGUAUACUAUUUUAAUCUUAAUGAUUUAAUUCUAUUUUUGCUUUGCCAUUUUGUCACUUAAUAUGCUUUUGUCUAAUUUUUCAUUCAUCUGUAACUGUUACUCCUUAAUUUUGCAUCUGCCAUGGUUUUCAGAAUCUGAAUGGUAUUUAUAUUUCUUUUUUAUAACAUUUUCCAAAUAUUAGAAAUACCAUCAACAUGAUCAAUAUUCUUGCCUUUUCAUGUAAUUUGACUAAAUUAAAUUUUUUCUCCAAUGUUUAAGACAAUAUUGAAAUCCUCCUAUAACAUAAUUUGGUAUCAAAUUUUAUAAAAUAUAGUUCCACCUUGGGAAUUUUGAUAAAAGAAGGGUUCACCUCUGACAUGAUCGCAUAACAUUGAUUGAAAUUCCACCAAAUUAAUGUUCUUUGAACACUUUAAUCCUUAAACCUUUUCUUCUUAUAUGCAACCAAUAUAUUCUAUUAUAUAUUUGAUUAAUUUUAAAGAGGACAGUUGUUUCCAUAAAAUGCAAAACUAUUUUUUACACCAAAAGAAAAUUUUAGAUUAUGAUUAUAAAGCCAGUUUUUACUAUAAAAUUGGAAAAUAGAUGAGAGGGGAAGUCAUUCAUUCUUCAAAAGGUACAGAACAAAUCCUAUGUAGUGGUUUUUAAUCUCUAAAAUUUCUACAGUAGUACAGGAAAUAUUCCUCUUUAUAUUCUUUUGCAGUUCUUUCACUGACUUGCUAAUUUUAGGUGGUGGGGGCAGGGGGAGCCAUAAAAGUUGGUAUUCCCCUAAUAAAUGUAUCUCUUUUAUCUCCUGUUUCAACCCCAAAUGUAUUCCAUGCUCAGCAGCAGCAGCAGAAAUAAUAGGAUAUAGAUCACAAAGCUUUUUCUGGUGAGUCAAAUAGGGUGUUUUCUUUUGAAACUGUAAUGAAUAUGUUUGCUAGUCAAAUUGUUUUAUGAGAACAGCAGAACCUUAUGAAUGUAUACCAGCAUACAAGGAUCUCAAGUACAUUAAUUAUUCUCAGUUUUAGGAAUGUAAAUAGAUUAAGUCCCACAAUGAAAUUUCAAAAGUUUUUGUUCUGUAAGGAAAAAAUUACUAACCACUGAUGUUUGAGAUUUUCUUUUAAUAGCACUAUCCUUGAGAACCAAAAAUUUAUGUUUUUAUUUUCAAAUGUUAAACAAGAUGCUAAACAAAUCCUGGACCGCUAAUAAAAAUUAAUGAUGUAUUAUUGGAUAA
Molecule: messenger RNA, 2838 nt
Organism: Saimiri boliviensis boliviensis (Bolivian squirrel monkey)
Lineage: Eukaryota; Metazoa; Chordata; Mammalia; Primates; Cebidae
Gene: BOLL
Product: boule homolog, RNA binding protein
Biological process (GO): positive regulation of translational initiation; 3'-UTR-mediated mRNA stabilization
Cellular component (GO): cytoplasm
Molecular function (GO): protein binding; mRNA 3'-UTR binding; translation activator activity
Source: RefSeq, a predicted model, not a curated record